AGGCAGGUUCUUUACCAGUAGCUCCACCUCUUGGGAGACUCAAAAAUCUAAUUUAGAGAUCAAUGCAUUCCAGGCAUAUAAUCUUCCAAGCUCAUUAUCCCUUCCUGUAACUCAGAUUAUUCAUAUAGAAAAUUUACAUGUUGGAAAGGUGUCUAUGAAGAAUCUUCUCUGUGAAUCCUAUUGUAAUAAAUAAUGCUUGUGCAUUUCAAUUUCUGUGCAACUCUUCUUUCUGCAUCACUCUCUCCCUUAUUUUCAUUACGAGAGCAUCUUGUGAUUCUCAAAUCCAUGAAGAAUAGCACAGAGGUAACCGAUUUCAUCCUGCUCGGACUCACAGAUGACCCACAGCUGCAGAUUCCUCUCUUUAUAAUCUUCACCUUCAUUUACUUCCUCACUCUCAUUGGGAACCUGGGGAUGACCACGUUGAUCCUGCUGGACUCUAGUCUCCACACUCCUAUGUAUUUUUUCCUCUGUAACCUGUCUCUGGUGGACUUUUGUUACUCCUCCACUGUCACUCCAAAAGUGAUGGCUGGGCUCCUGAAAGCAGACAAAGUCAUCUCCUACCAUGCAUGUGCUGCUCAGAUGUUCUUUUUUAUAGUCUUUGCCACUGUGGAAAGUUAUCUCUUGGCCUCAAUGGCUUAUGACCGCUACACAGCAGUGUGCAAGCCCCUACAUUACACCACCUCCAUGACGAAAAAUAGGUGUGCUUGUCUUGUCGUAGGCUCUUAUGCGUGUGGUGUUCUGAAUGCCUCUGUCAACACUGGAGACACGUUCAGUCUCUCUUUCUGUGGGUCCAACGUGAUCCAUCACUUUUUCUGUGAUGUCCCAGCAGUCAUGACUCUCUCUUGCUCGGAGAAACGCAUCAGUGAAAUGGUUCUUGUUCUUGUCUCAAGCUUCAAUGUCUUGUUUGCACUUUUUGUAAUCUUGAUUUCCUACCUGUUCAUAUUUAUGACAAUUUUGAAGGUGCACUCACAAGAGGGGUACCAGAAGGCUCUGUCUACCUGCGCUUCUCACCUCACUACUGUUUCCAUAUUUUAUGGGACUGUCAUCGUCAUGUACGUACAGCCCAGCUCCAGCCACUCCAUGGACACAGACAAAAUCACAUCCGUGUUCUACACGAUGCUCAUCCCCAUGCUGAACCCCGUGGCCUACAGCCUGAGGAACAGAGAAGUCAAGGGUGCAUUUAACAAAGCUGCUGAGAAGGCGAAAGUUUCUCUAGAUUUUCUCUUCAGGUAG
Messenger RNA from Bubalus bubalis (water buffalo), 1233 nucleotides. RefSeq names its product olfactory receptor 5B2-like. The coding region runs from base 193 to 1233 and encodes 346 amino acids. Gene Ontology annotation, molecular function: G protein-coupled receptor activity; odorant binding; olfactory receptor activity. Gene Ontology annotation, cellular component: membrane. The transcript has a single exon. Gene Ontology annotation, biological process: G protein-coupled receptor signaling pathway; sensory perception of smell. The record is from RefSeq and is a predicted model, not a curated record. NCBI's taxonomy places the organism in Eukaryota, Metazoa, Chordata, Mammalia, Artiodactyla, Bovidae.